GUGGAGUUGCCACCUCGGUUUAGAAAAGUGAGCCGGUUUGUUUUGAUGCGAAAUAAGAAAUGUCCAUGGAAAUCCUGAAACAAGGCGCCGAAGGACGUCUAUAUCUGGGAGAUUUCAAAGGGGAAGCCUGCCUGAUUAAGGAGCGGUUCGUAAAGAAGUACCGCCACCCGGAACUGGACACCCAGAUCACGCGGCAGCGCAUGAAAGCGGAGGCCAAGGCGUCGGGAAGAUGUCUAGCGGCCGGAAUCCUGGCACCAAGGAUCCUCCACACGGACCUCAACACCCACAAGCUGUAUAUGGAGUACUUUGAUGCGGCCAAGACGGCCAAGCAGUUCAUCCAGGAGACAGUGUCCACUCAGACAGAGGCUGUAGCCAUGAAAUCUCUGCUGGAGUUCUGCACGCGGAUUGGCAAAAUCAUUGGGAAAAUGCACUCCAAUCACAUAAUUCACGGCGAUCUGACCACUUCAAACAUCCUAAUCAAUCCCAAGGGGGGCGACUACGAUGUCAUCCUCAUAGAUUUCGGCUUGAGCCACUACAAUGAGGCCACCGAGGACAAGGGUGUGGAUCUGUACGUCCUGGAACGGGCGCUACUCAGCACCCACAGCGAACAGCCGUAUCUAUUCGAGCACAUCCUGGCCGCCUAUGGCGAUGCAUACAGCAAGGACACGCAGGCAGUGCUCUCCAAGUUCGAGGAGGUGAGGGCACGCGGACGCAAACGCACCAUGAUUGGUUAAUAGAUAAUAAUAAACUUUAUUGGGAUCAACUA
Molecule: messenger RNA, 766 nt
Organism: Drosophila santomea
Lineage: Eukaryota; Metazoa; Arthropoda; Insecta; Diptera; Drosophilidae
Gene: Prpk
Product: EKC/KEOPS complex subunit Tp53rk
Exons: 1
Coding region: 60-734 (224 amino acids)
Biological process (GO): protein phosphorylation
Cellular component (GO): nucleus; EKC/KEOPS complex; cytosol
Molecular function (GO): ATP binding; protein serine/threonine kinase activity
Source: RefSeq, a predicted model, not a curated record